AUGUCCACCCAAGCUGUGCGGAGCAAGCAAGACACCUGGAAGCGUCGCAAGAACUCUGAGCUGUAUCGUGAACUGGAGGCUGACUCGGAGUCGAGGACCCUGGAGGCGGCGCCGCAGUUCAUGCGUCAAAAGCCUGAGGUUCUUGCACCUGCCGGUGGAUGGCCUCAGCUGCGCGCAGCUGUGCGUGCAGGCGCUGAUGCUGUGUACUUCGGUCUCGAUGUUGGGCUAAAUGCGCGGGCAAGGGCUGCGAACUUCACGACGGAGGAGCUUCCGGAAGUGAUGCAUUUUCUACAUUCCAACGGGGUCAAGGCCUACGUCACACUGAAUGUAUUGGUCUUCGACCACGAGCUUUUUGACCCUUUGAACUCCGGUCGUCCAGGCAGUGGCACCGCCAUUGAAGCCCUUCAGGUGGUCUCAGAUGCAAAUGUUGACGCCCUGAUUGUGCAAGAUGUGGGCUUGGCUCUGGCAAGUCGAGAACUUUGCCCUCAUAUUCCGGUCCACGCCUCCACGCAGAUGUCCAUCACAUCUGCGCCAGGUGCGUUGUUUGCGCAUGAACUGCUGGGAACCGAGCGCGUCGUGCUUGGGCGGGAGUUGAGUAUCGAGGAGAUCGCUGCCGUUGGGCGGGAUGCGCCAAAUGUGGAAAUCGAGGUAUUUGUCCACGGAGCUCUUUGCGUAUCUUACAGCGGUCAGUGCUUCUCCUCGGAGGCUUGGGGCGGGCGCUCGGCAAAUCGGGGGCAGUGUGCGCAGGCGUGCCGGCUGCCAUAUGGGCUCAUCAAGGACGGCGAGCUUGUGGAUUUAGGCGACGCUACUCGCUACCUUCUGUCUCCGCAAGAUCUUAUGGCCUUAGACUACGUGCCAGCUUUGAUUGACGCGGGUGCAGGCUGCUUCAAGAUUGAGGGCCGCCUGAAGGGUGAGGAAUACGUUGCCCUUACCACUGCAGCAUACCGCCAGGCCAUCGACCGCGCCUGGGAUCAUGGUGAGGAAGAGCCCCCAAAGCUGGAAGGUCCAGGGGCAGAGCUGUUGGAAACCCCCGAGGUGACCCGCGCCGCCUUAGCACAGGUUUUCGCCCGAGGCCAAGAUUCCGAUAAUGAUGGCUUGUCGCCCGGCUUUCUGGAGGGCCCUCGGCAUCAACGACUGGUACGUGGACGGGCACCAAAGCAUAGAGGCGUUCUUGUGGGCCGCGUCCGAGCAGUGCAGGCAAAAACUAACUCGUUUGCGCUUGAGCUCGCUCCUGGAGCAGUGGCCGUUCCUUUGCGACCUGGCGCUGGAAUCUUUUUCGAAGGCAGCGGCAUGGAGUUUGGUGGAGACGAUGCCAUCCUCGGAGCCAAGAUUUCAAAGCUAAGAUUACCCAAAGGUGGAGCCGUCGAAUCAAGUGCUGGCAUGGAAGAAGGCGCUGUCAUCUUUGUCCGGUUAGACUUUCAGGGCGAGACUGCAGAAGAGCGACGAAGGCGUCUUGGCUCAGAGGUAAAGCCGGGCGAUGUCGUCUGGAGGAACAAGGAUGAGGCAUUGGAGCAGCAGGCACGCAUGAUCAAGCUUUCGCAUUUGCCAGCGAACCGACAGGUGGCUGGGCAAGAGCCUCCUCAAGAAAGACCUAAACUUCAAGCUGGGGAUGCACAGAUUGUACAGACCUUAAGCAGCUUAGUCUCUCCUCCUCUUCCGGCGUGGCCCCAGCAGAAGACGACCUCCUUUAUGCAGUCGGAGCUGCCCGUACCACGCUUGACCGUCCUCUGCCGCAACCCAGAACAAGCAGCAGCGGUGUUAGCAUUGCCCCGUGGCUUGGUCUACGAGCUUCAGUUGGAUUUCUUGGAGGCAAACGGUCUGCAGGAGAGUGUGGCAGCUGCACGGGCAGCGUCGCAGCGCGUCGCCGUGUGCUUGCCGCGAGUAAUUAAGCCCAAUGAGGACCGCCAUUGGCAGUUCUACCGCCGCUUGGAGACAGACUCCCUCCUGGUCCGGGGCAGCGGAGCUCUCUAUCAGCUGCUGGGUUUGGGCGAAGAUGGUGGGCAAGGCUACGAUGGUCCGGAGGUGAUCGGCGACUUCAGCCUGAAUGCGGCCAACGCCUUGACGGCUGGCUUCUACCUGGGCCUGCCAGGUCUGCAGCGUCUAACACCGACCCAUGACCUCAGCGCCAUGCAAAUCUGCCAGAUGGCCAAGAGGCUGGGCCCAGAACGAGCUGCCAGAUUAGAGGUGGUAGCCCACCAGCACCUCCCAAUCUUUCACACGGAGCACUGCGUCUUCGCGCGGUUCCUGAGCAAAGGGAAUGACUUCACAGACUGCGGCCACCCUUGCGAGCGAUCCUCGCUGCAUCUCCGGGACUCCAAUGGCAAGGACCACAAGGUUCUUGCAGACAUGGGCUGCCGGAAUACAGUCUUCAACGCCAAGGCACAAUCCGCUGCCAUGGACAUUGCAGCCUUCGCGGCCGCGGGGGUAGGUUUUCUUCGAUUGGAGCUGGUGGAUGAGCCGGCCGAGUCAGUCGCCACACUUGUGAAGCGAUACCAUGCGGCAGCGCGGGGCCGACUUCCCGCGGACAAGCUUUGGGGCUUCGUGGCCCAGCUCACGGACUCCAACGGACGAUGUCAAGGAGUCGAUCGGGGCAGCUUGGACGAUGCCAGUUGGCGUGAACGAGAUAAAUCAGAGAUGAAAGAGCGCUCGCAAGGUCACGCAGUGCAGUGCAAGCGAGCUCUGGACAAAUUGGGCAUCCUGGGAGCGCUAAAGAUGUCUCCAGGGACGGCGACCGGGCGGCCCAGGGACGCUUGCAACGAUGCACUGAGCAGAGCGGUCGGUAAUGCUGUGGGUGGCUCCGCUGGGGUUUCCUCGAAUGAGGAACAAGGCCGGUCCAAUGAUGUGCUGGCCGUUCUGGGUGCCGGUCCGAGCUCCCCUAAGGGGACGGGAAUGGGAACCGCCUUGAACACGGCCGCGGUCUCCGUGUCGCAGGAUGGAACGGCUGGAGGCAGCCCGCGCGCGCAAGUCUCCGGGAAGGGUCGAGAGACCGACGCCACAGAGGAAAACCUGGCAGCCAUCGGACUGACUGUUCAGCGGAUGGAGACUGUCCAAACUUCGGAGGACGCAAGUCCUAAAGCAGACGAAGUUGAGCCAGCAGCUGUGGAGCCUGCAGAACCGUCGGACUGGCAAGGCGAAGGGGAAGAGGAGAUGCCAGCUGUCGAAGGUGAGUGCGAUGUCGAGGAGGAAGAGCUCCUUUCCGAGGAUCACCUCCGGAGCAUCCGCCGCCUCAUGUUUGUCCUGCGGCUGUGGAGCGGACACAAGGCUGCAAAGAGCGGGUCGGGCGAGCAGCUGGAGGCUUCAGAGCCAUCGUCCGAUGCUGGAGCCAAAGAGCAGGACGGCGAGAUGCCUGUGCAACAGGUGUUCGAUGUUGUGGCCAGGGUGAAGGCCAGAUCAGGCGCUAUGCUGUGCAGCCAGCGGAGCUUCGAAAGCCUUCUGGAGAUUCUACAGAAGGUUGACAAGGCCGGCGGCUCCAAAGCAUACCAAAAGAUCCCUCUCAGCAAAGUGCGGGAGGCCUUCAACGAGCAAAUCGCCCUGCAGAUCAGCCUAUCUAGCUGCUCGGCAGAACAUCGAGCAGCUAGUCCAGCAUGCCUCCUCGGAUGCGUACUUGCCAUCUGUGCUUGCAUGGCUGCACAGACAAAGACGUGCUAUCACUGUAAAGUCAGCAGCCAUCGGCACUGUGCGGACUGUGCUGCAGUAGGCAUGUUAGGUCGAAAUUAG
Molecule: messenger RNA, 3717 nt
Organism: Symbiodinium pilosum
Lineage: Eukaryota; Dinophyceae; Suessiales; Symbiodiniaceae
Source: the annotation of a GenBank genome assembly